This is a messenger RNA of Ricinus communis (castor bean), 354 nucleotides long. Its product is annotated as receptor-like protein 18. The record is from RefSeq and is a predicted model, not a curated record. The transcript has a single exon. Lineage: Eukaryota; Viridiplantae; Streptophyta; Magnoliopsida; Malpighiales; Euphorbiaceae. The coding region runs from base 1 to 354 and encodes 117 amino acids.
AUGAGAAACAAAGGACAGGAGACUGCAUAUGCGGAAGUCCUGGAAUUCUUUGUAGCUAUUGAUGACUCAAAUAGCAAAUGUGAAAGAGAAAUCCCUGAAGAGAUUGGAAAUCUUACAGGACUACAAUUGCUAAGCCUUUCCACUGACAUUGUCACUAGUAAAAUUCCUUCAUCCUUGGGGAACUUGAAAGAGCUUGAAGCUCUGGACCAUUCAAUGAACAACUGUCGGGAGAAAGCAACGCAACUGAUGGAUAUAUUCUUUCUUUCUUUCUUCAGUGUGUCUCAGAAUUACCUGACAGGACCAGUACCAAGAGGAAACAAACUAGCCAAUAGCACCUCCAGAAUCGGAAUUUAA